GCCGAUGUGGCUGCUAUAUUUUUGAAAAAAAUGGUUUUCGAAAGUAUUGUUGCUGAUUUAUUAAAUCGAUUUUUGGGUGAUUUUGUGGAUAAUUUAGAUGCAUCGCAGUUGAACAUCGGAAUUUGGGGAGGUGAUGUGACAUUAACAAAUUUGGAGGUGAAGGAAACAGCCCUUGAUGAUUUUGAUUUACCAUUUAAGCUCAAAUUUGGAUAUUUGUCAACUCUGAUUCUUAAAAUUCCAUGGAAAAGCCUUUAUACAGAACCUGUUAUUGCUAAUGUUGAAGGUUUAUAUUUAAUAGUGGUGCCGAAUAAAGGUGUUGUUUAUAAUGAUGAGAAAGCAAAAAAAAAUGAACAAGAAUCGAAACAGAAAACAUUGUUGCGUUUAGAAGAAAACCGUAAAAAACAAAGAAGAGCUGCGGUUCCUAGUGUUCCAAUCAUCACUGAAAGUACUUCAUUUUCCACGUCUUCUCUAGUUCUUCUUUCAGUCUCUGAACCUGCAGAUGCGGCCGCUGAUUCAUUUACAGAAAAAAUGGUCGCACAAAUAAUUAAAAAUCUGCAAAUAAAAAUUCGAAGUAUUCAUAUUCGUUAUGAAGAUAAAUACACAAACCGUAAUCGACCUUUUGCGGCUGGAAUUACUUUAGAAGGACUCGAUUUUAAGACUACAGAUGCAAAUUGGAAGGAAACUAUACAUAAGGGUGUUGUUCAAAUCGUCUUUAAACUGAUAUCGCUUAACAAUCUCUCCAUCUAUUGGAAUUCUGAAUCAGAAUUAUUUUCGGAUUUAAAUGAUCGAGAAGAAAUUAAACAAGAAAUGUAUGUGGCUAUUGCUGCUGCUGAUAAACGGCCAGUGAAAUAUAAAUAUAUACUUGAACCGAUAACAAUGGAGACAAAACUUUCGAUGAAUCAAAAGCCAGAAGCUGAUGGAACAAACUGGAAAAUACCGAAAAUUGAUUUAAAGUUGAGCAUGGAAAUGUUGACUCUGAGCAUAGAUAAAUUACAAUAUCAAGACAUUUUGUUGUUUCUUGAGGGUCAAGAACGAUUCACUUUAGCUGCCCGAUAUUUGAAAUAUCGUCCAAAUUUAAAUGAAUAUCAUGGAUAUUAUAAAGAAUGGUGGUACUUUGCUUACAAAUCAAUUCUGGAAGAAAUGAUUCGACGAAAGAAGAAAAAUUGGUCAUGGGAACGAAUGAAAAAUCAUCGAAAACUACUUCGUGAUUAUAGAGAAGCAUGGUUAAGAAAGCAAACGGAAAAAAAUUUGGGUAGCAAUGAACAGAAAAUAAUCGAGAAGGCUGAAUAUGAACUGGACGUUUUCAAUAUAAAUAUUGCCCGUCAACAGGCAGAUAUGGAAAUUGACCGACGAGGGCUAACUCGUAAUGAAGAUCAACCACAAGGAUGGAUCAGUUGGGCGAAAAGCUGGUAUGUCUCUUUGCUUCCCUAUUCGUUUUUGAUGUGGAGUACUGACCAAAACAAUGCUGAAAGCAAGACUAUGUCUGGUGUUGAUAUUGUUUCACAGUUUGAAAAAGCAAUGACUCCUGAAGAAAAAGCAAAGUUAUUCGCAGCUAUUGAUUAUCAGGAAAAUACUCCACCAACCGAUUAUCCGAAGCAUUUUAUUGAAAAUGUUGUCAGUGUUGAAUUAAAGUCAUUAAUGAUUGUUGUUGCAAAUGCUCUCAGCAUGAAAUUCUCGACGAUCACUGCAAAUGUGCAACAAAGACCUUCAGCCAGAGCGAUUAAUAUUCGGUGCGGGAUCCAGUCAAUAGCUGUUAAUGGAUGUGGUCAACCAAUGCUUUCAAUGGUGGACGAUUCGUCAGAAUGGCUUAACAUGUUAAUCGACACAAAUCCCUAUAAUCGCGAUGAAGUUAACUAUGAUCAGUACAUAAAACUGGUUAUAGCUCCAACCUUACUGAAAUAUCAUGCUCCUGCUAUUAAUACAGCGAUUGAUGCGCUAAAGCCACCAGAAAGUGUCCGGUUGAACCAGCUAACAGCUGCAGCGAUGUCUCGCUAUGAAGAGGUAAAGACACAUUCAGUGACUGGUCUCGCACAUGCAGUCGAAGCAAAAGUCAAAUUAGUGCUUGAUAUACAUAUUGCACCAGCUACAAUUGUUAUAUCUGAAACGGGUAUCUUUGGUGAAGAUCUGUCAACAUUAGUCGUUGAUCUGGGUUUAUUAACUGUAAGGACGAUUGAAGAUUCGGCAAUGGCUGAAGGGGUUUUUUGA
Messenger RNA from Dracunculus medinensis (Guinea worm), 2205 nucleotides. Lineage: Eukaryota; Metazoa; Nematoda; Chromadorea; Rhabditida; Dracunculidae. The record is from the annotation of a GenBank genome assembly.